AUGACAUCUGAUUCCGAAGUUAUGCUUAAAAAUGACGGAACUCGAAUGGAAAAGAAGGUAGUUGCAACCCGCAUAACCGGGGUAGUUAAGUGGUUCAACGUAAAAAGUGGAUAUGGGUUUAUCAAUCGUACUGACACGAAAGAGGAUAUAUUUGUGCAUCAAAGUGCAAUCCUCAAAAACAAUCCUCACAAGUGGCAACGAUCUGUUGGUGAUGGUGAAGAGGUUGAAUUCGAUGUAGUACAAGGUGACAAAGGACUUGAGGCUACGAAUGUCACCGGGCCACACGGUGUACCUGUCCAAGGGAGUAAGUACGCAGCCGAUAAGCGUCGCUAUCGUUCUCGCUCCUUCGGCCGAUGGAGACCUUGCCAAUUAAUAUGUGGAAGACCAAAUCUUAGUUUAGCACGAAACCAGGCACCAAUAUUCACAAGGUCAUCUUCAAGUGAUUCCCGGGUCGCCUCACGAUAUGAUGAAAUGGCGGUGGAAACUGACAGAUAUUCACUGAAUGGUCCUCGAAUGUCAAGAAAUCAGUUCUUUCCACAUCAACCUCCAAUGAUGCCACUGCUACCCCAUCAAAAUAUGUUCUUUCCUAGACGCCCACUUAACAUGCGACAGGUGAUGAAUUAUCGUGGAGCCUAUUUCGGUCCUCCAAUAAUUUUCGGCUACCGCCGCGGAGCAAAUCUACUUCGACGCCGAUUUGCUACCGCAUACGAGCAGUCGGGUAACUGCCCCAGUAUGAAUGUGCUUCGGCCAGGUGCUUUCUCUGGACAACCAAACGGUGGAAGUUCCCGUUACCCAGUGUUGGCUUACGCUACUGAUCGCCGCGAUCCACCAGUUUUAGCAGUCCCUUAUGAACCAGUAUCCGGAUUUCGCUCAAUGAAAAGCUUCCGUGGAAGAGUGGCAACGAACGUCGGUCGUGGAAGAGGUGCAUAUUCCUAUGGGUUUAGUAGUCUGCCGAAAGGAAAGGACCACAAGCCAUCGACAGUACAGGGCACAUCAGAACCUUCCGUCAAUGCUGACACGGAGCAGUCCACAGCGCAGAAUGCUGUGAAAGUACCAAUAACUGACGAGAAAGUUGAACAGGAGAAUAAUGAAACUGCACAAAACAAACCCAAUGAGGAAGGAAACGAACAAUUAAUUCUCGCGAAACAAGAAAUGAAGAUGACGGAUAAGCCGAUAUCAGGGCCCAAAGUCGAAGCCAGUGGAGACACGGCAGAGGAUACCGUAACUACUUCUGAACCUGUGACAAAGAAAAUCGAAAGUACGAUCGAAAUAACCGAUGAGAAGAAACUGGUGGAUACCACCUUGAGUUCUGAGAUGUACAUGUUGGUUAAACAACCGUUUCCCGAGACAACCUCUACCCCGUUUGCGAACGGACUAUGUCGUGUCGAGGGUGAACAAGCGCUCGCUUCGCGUUGUCAACGGUUCAACAAAUUUUGGCUGUGA
This is a messenger RNA of Opisthorchis viverrini, 1443 nucleotides long. RefSeq lists its product as hypothetical. Gene Ontology annotation, molecular function: nucleic acid binding. Gene Ontology annotation, cellular component: nucleus. The coding region runs from base 1 to 1443 and encodes 480 amino acids. The record is from RefSeq and is a predicted model, not a curated record. Lineage: Eukaryota; Metazoa; Platyhelminthes; Trematoda; Opisthorchiida; Opisthorchiidae. The transcript is spliced from 8 exons. Gene Ontology annotation, biological process: regulation of gene expression.